Molecule: messenger RNA, 2335 nt
Organism: Pseudomyrmex gracilis
Lineage: Eukaryota; Metazoa; Arthropoda; Insecta; Hymenoptera; Formicidae
Gene: Ubc2
Product: ubiquitin-conjugating enzyme E2-24 kDa
Exons: 6
Coding region: 837-1397 (186 amino acids)
Biological process (GO): protein polyubiquitination
Cellular component (GO): nucleus
Molecular function (GO): ubiquitin conjugating enzyme activity
Source: RefSeq, a predicted model, not a curated record
UAACACCGGGCGCUGAUGGUUUUCGCGGGCCGAUUACAGCGUCCCCGAAAACGUGGUUUGCCAGGGGUACCGCAGCGACGAGCAGUGGCGGUGGUGGCGGCAGAGUCAACAUCCGGCUGUGCAGAAAUGCGCACGUUUCGGCGCUCCUCGAGGAAAGAAGGACGCUGUGAUCGGGAUUUCGGAACAUGAAAGUGAGAUGAAUGGUCGCGAUACAAGGACGAGGACCUGAAGAGCACUGCCCUUUCGGGACCGGGACACUUUGCGAGGGCGAUUCAAAAUUUGUGUUUUUUUUUUGUUGUGCGCUCGUCCUUUAUAUUGUUUUUCAGCGUUGUCGCAUUUGAUCGUCACGUCGCGCGUGACCGCAAACGUUUUUGGUGCUUGCUAAACUCUAUUCGUGUUGUCGACUCGCCGGAUCGUCAGAUCAAGAAAGCGAAGUCGCGCCCGAUAACGCGCUGGGAUAACGUUUCUCGCAAAUGCUGAUGCUAACUGAUCAGCGGUGUGAUUUGAUAACAUAUAUUAUUUAUACAUAUAUAUACUAUAGGCUGUAUAUUUUUUUGUGACUCAAAGACAAUAACCGCUGUCAAUUAUCGCCCGUUCCAAAAAUUUACUCGAUCCGGAACGGAUUACUCCGCUCUUAUUAUCUCGUGAAAUUGUCACCGCCGUUUCGCGUCGAGGGAAUCAUCGGUGUCUCGCAUCUGAAGCAGCAGGCCGGUCCCUCCCCGUCCCUCCCCUCUGCCUUCCACCAUAGUCGACCCGGCGAAGCUAGCUUGUCCGCGCGACAACGCAAACACGGCUGGACACAUUGAGCACACGAGGUACAUCGGCACACAGGAGUCAUGUCAUCAGGAGCAGGAUCUAGUGGAACUGGAAGAGGACGUGGUUCCUCUUUAGCAGACAAUAAACCUGAAAGUAAGGAAGCUAAGCCAAAUCCAAAGAUGUCAAAAGCUUUAGGAACUUCUGCUAAAAGGAUACAAAAAGAAUUAGCAGAAAUCACACUUGAUCCACCCCCCAAUUGCAGUGCAGGACCGAAAGGUGAUAAUUUAUAUGAAUGGGUUUCUACUAUAUUGGGUCCUCCAGGCUCAGUUUAUGAAGGUGGUGUGUUCUUUCUUGAUAUACAUUUCUCCCCAGAAUAUCCUUUUAAACCUCCUAAGGUUACAUUCCGAACACGCAUCUAUCAUUGCAAUAUAAAUAGCCAAGGAGUUAUCUGUUUGGACAUAUUAAAAGAUAAUUGGUCUCCUGCAUUAACAAUUUCAAAGGUUUUAUUGUCAAUAUGUUCUCUCCUAACAGACUGCAAUCCAGCUGAUCCACUGGUAGGUAGUAUAGCUACACAAUACCUACAAAAUAGAGAAGAACACGAUCGCAUAGCACGGCUUUGGACCAAGCGCUAUGCUACAUGAGCAUAUUUCUUCAUCUACUCAUUAAACUCCUAUUAGUCUCAUGCCAACUUAUGAUUGCUGUUGCUCUCAUACAAACUUGUCUCAUAUAUGUAGUCUGUAUACAUCUUUAUCUAUGAUCAUGUUGGUCAGAAAAACAUGCAAGUGAGCGAAAACUGUUUGAGAUCAGCUCAAACAUUAUUGUGAUGUGCUUUUAUGUUGAGUAUGUAAUGUGCCUAAGAUGAAUGAAUGUGCGUGCAUAUGUGUGUUCAAAUCAGUGUGCCAGGGCAUAACGAGACAGGAGUUUUCCACUUAAAUAAAUGAGAUAGUAUUUAAAUGGUUUGUAUUGUCUAUCACAAUGCUAAUGUUUCUAGAAUAGGAGAUAACAUGAACAAUACUAGUAAUCUACUUAUGUAAGUAAUUAAUAGAUAGAAGAUAAGAUCAUAGAGGCCCAUUUUGUCAUAAUUAAUAUUUUUAUAAUGAAAUUUUAUUUGUCGUAAAUUUUUAAAUUAUUAUGUUUACAUUUAAUGUGUCUUGCUUGGCUCAAAGUUAUUAUCUACCAACAAUCAACAUGUAGUUAUUUAGCUACAUCAAAACUGCUGCACAUACACGAUUUGCGUUCAUAAUAUGAUAAUCGUAAUGUUCUGCAUGAAGCAGAUACAAUCCCACAUUGUCUGGGCCCAUCCGCAAAAAUAUUGUACUUGUAAAUAAAUAUCUAUUAUUUCAUGUACACACAUGUGUAAUGCUGAUACAUUCACAGAAACUUCUAAGUUUUCGACCCGAAGCUUUUACAUUCUGUUUACAUGUGCAAACUAAAAAUUUUCAAUAGAUUUCAUCAAUAAGUUCGGUUAACUCGCGAUAAAUUUUUCGAUUGACAAAUUUCUGUUUUCUUUCAGUAAAUUGUGUAGCGCUUUAUUUAAAGUGCAGAUAAAGAAAAUAACAAUAAAUAACGUUAACCAACA